AUUGAGGUGGAGGAUGUGAGAAUUGUAUAUGGUUUGCCAAUGGGAGACAUUCCCAUUGUUGAAGCCAAAUCAGACAGAGCAAGUGAAGAUUUUGGUGUAUUUAUAAAAAAUUGGAGGUCAAAAUGGCAAGGCAAAACACCAUCUGUAAACCAAAUUAUUGCUCAAUAUACAAGUGAUAAAUUCAAAAACCAAAGGCCAGCAGAAGAAGAUUUUCUCACCAACUUUUUGGUAGUUGUUGUGAAUUGUUUGAUGAAGUGUAUUUCAAACAACCAAUGCCAUUUCAAGUUUCUGUUUUCUAUGAUGGACAAAGAAAAAAUAAAAAACUUGAAUUGGUGUCAGUACGUGUUUGACUCUCUCAUCAGUUGCCAUGUGACAUGGAGAAAGAGUGGAGGAAAAGGAUUCUACAAUGGACCACUGCAAUUUCUGAUGGUAAGUUUACAACACACAAUAGUAAAUUAUAAAAUGUUCAUUUUAGUAACAAUGAAUGUUCAUUAACAAAAUGUUAAAUAUCGAUUUCGUCUAAAAUUUUAAUCUUUUAUAUUAAUUGUUCAUUUGUAUUAUAUUAUAUGUUCAUUUAUAGUAAUGGGUUUUGGUGCAGCUGUUCUACUUUGACAGAGUUCAAAGAUUGAACAAAAAACAACCAAGAACAAUUCCAAUAAUUUCUUGUUGGAAAAGGGAUAUGUCACUUGAAAGGAUAAAAACAGAAAAUGAUUUGAACUAUGGAUAUGGAAAAGUCCUUCCAAGAAUAGAAGAAAAGCCUGCAGACAAUCCUAAGGUACAAAAUGAUCAUUUAUAAAUUAUGAAAUGUUCAAUAUCAAAACACAUAAUGUCUUAUAUGAUUUUUCUUAUAUGUUCUAUAAAUGACAGGUCAUUAUGAAUGAAUUUGCAUCAAUGGUACAAGAAGUUGGUGCAUCUUUGGCAAGACUUUCUACCAAAUUGGUUAAGGCAAAAGAGCUCUUCCCUGGGAAUCAGUUGGUCAAGAAGGUAGAUGAAGUGUUGGGAAAGAUGGCAAGAGAACAAUCAAUUCUCAGCCAAGAUGAAGAAAUAUUUGGAUCAGAGGAUUUUUUGAAUGCCAUAGCUCAAAUUGAGAAGGAACUGAUGGAGGCAAGUGAAGCAGAAAAAAAGAAAAUAGGAAAUGAGAAGGAAUAUGAUAUAAGGAAGGCAUUCAGUUUGGGUUGCAACUUAACUCCCCCAACUCCAACAACUGAAGCACAGAUUAAUGUUGCAGCCACAACUUCAACAACAACUGAUGCAAAUGUUUCUUCUAAGCCAGAAGAGGAAAGAGUUGGAGGUUCAAAUUCUGAAGAACCACAAGAUGGAGGAAAUUCAGAAAAAGGUAAAAAGUUCACUUAUAUAGUAUUAAAUGAACAUUUGUGA
Chenopodium quinoa (quinoa) is the source of this 1377-nucleotide messenger RNA. RefSeq lists its product as uncharacterized. Bases 874 to 1377 code for a protein of 167 amino acids. NCBI's taxonomy places the organism in Eukaryota, Viridiplantae, Streptophyta, Magnoliopsida, Caryophyllales, Amaranthaceae. The record is from RefSeq and is a predicted model, not a curated record. The transcript has 3 exons.